UGUACGUCUCUGCGGCCUCAAAGCACCUAAACGUAUAUAAAGCAGACCCCCGUUAUGACGUGGUUUCCACCUCCCGCCACUAAAGAGCCCCCGCGAAGCCAUCUGCCCAUGGCGCCGACUCGGCUGAGUCAGACCAGCGGCAGUGAUGACGAACGAGGCACACAACAACGGACAGUCGUGGUAAUGAACAAACACGGGGAGAAGCUAGUCGGGAUAUUGCAUGAAACUGGCUCCAAAGAGCUUGUUAUAGUAUGCCAUGGGUUUCAAUCUACGAAGGAACGCAUUCCAAUGGUGAACCUUGCAGGUGCACUAGAAAAAGAAGGAAUCAGUGCAUACCGAUUUGACUUUGCUGGAAAUGGAGAAAGUGAGGGUUCAUUUCAAUAUGGAAACUACCGUCGAGAAGCUGAUGACUUGCGUGCUGUGGUCCAGUACUUCCAGGAGCAUAAUCGUCUUGUAAGCGCGAUCAUUGGACACAGCAAAGGAGGUAAUGCAGUGCUCUUAUAUGCUUCAAAGCAUAGAGAUAUAACAACAGUCGUGAACAUUUCGGGGAGGUUCAAUCUGGAAAGAGGCAUUGAAGGUCGUUUGGGCAAAGAUUACCUACAGAAGAUCAAGCAAAAUGGAUUCAUUGAUGUUGUGAAUAGAAGGGGGAAGUUUGAGUAUCGAGUGACUGAAGAAAGCUUAAUGGACCGGCUGACUACUGAUACUCGUAAAGCGUGCGAAUUGAUCUCCAAAGAAUGCAGGGUGUUGAUUGUUCACGGUUCGGAGGACAAAAUUGUGCCCUAUCAAGAUGCUCAAGAAUUUGCCAAGGUAAUACCAAAUCAUAAGCUACAAAUAAUAGAUGGAGCUGAUCAUGAGUACACAGAACACCAGAAUGAGUUGGCAUUGUUGGUCUUGGACUUCAUCAAGGAAGGUCUUCGUCCUUGUUCUCUCCAUUCGAGAAUCUGAUACUUGCAAUCACUGAGGAAUGACAAUAGCACUGCGAAGUGCUCAAAAUCUGGUAGUGCCCAAAAAUUGUGGUACGGGUUAUGGUCCAGUCGAAAAGCUAUGUAGCUCAGCAAAAAUCAUUUAAAGAGGGAGAAAGAGACGUUUCCAUGAAAAUCUGCCGAAGGUCAUCAGGCCUGGCAAGGAGUGCCUAUCAGGUUGUGUUCAUGUUGGAAGGUUACAUCAUAGUCCCGAUACGAUCACUCUCUUAAAUAAUUCGUAUGAACAUAAUGAAUUGUAUGUUUGAUGCAAAUGUUCGAGAAGGUGCAGCGUAUUGAGACAUGUAUUCUUUUAUUCUGGAGAUACUCCUGUAACUUAAUCAAUUCAGGCCCAUGUUAGAUCUAGACCCUUGUCCAUGAUGUUCAUGUGGAACAACAUAAAGGAUUAAUCGAAAAUCAACCCCAGAUUUUACAGCGCCAGCAAUCAAAUGAACGGCAAAACCUUGACGAAUCUCCGGGGCUCCCGACGGCGCACGGAGCAAGUAAUUACGUCAAAGGUGCUCCGGCGGAGCCAAGAGGAUUUGAACUCAGGUGUGUGUGCAAACUAGAGUGCACAUUAACCAUUAGGCCGAACCCCUUAGAGUUGUGCCGGUUGUUUCUUACUCUGAAUAGUAGUGUGCCCGUUGUUUCUUUAUGCCGUUUCAACCAAAGGAUAUCUGCAUGUAACUCCCCAUUGAUGUCUGUAUAUAGCGCACACAACAAAUCAGAUAUCGGAAAAGCCCCUUCUGCUUUGAUCUUCCCACGGCCUUUCGUUCCUUGCCAGUAUUGCGCCUCCAAACUGCUCGUGGAAAAGCCACUAGAGUUGGUAUCCUCCCACCCAUGCUCGUUUAUCACAUAUGGCACCCAGGUAAUUUAAGCACCCUCUUCUUUAUCACCGGCAGUGUUUAUCCAUCGAUCAGGAAAUCUGCAUAACGGAAUUAUUUGCUUUCUUGCAAUAGUUUUUGUUUCGUUUUUUCAUGGAAACAAACUUUACUACUGUAAAUCUGACUCAUAUUGUUCUCCUUCCCAAUUUUGUGUAGACUGGCAAUAUGCAUCAUCUCUAGUAUAGUACUUUUUGUUUAUGCAGGUUCUCCUUCCUUCGCCCUAUCUUCACCACCAUGGAACGAAUUCUCUAUCUUGCUGAUUCAACUCCCGAAAGUUUAUUAUCCUGCUCUUAUUGUUGAAAAUCUUUAAAACAAACAGGCUUUGAGAGUUCCUCUUAUUUGUUUGCAUGUUCAUCAAUUGAUUGGUUACGGUCUUCCUUGUACUUUUUGGGAAAACAAGUAUGCUUGCUGUCUCACAGAAUGACAGAUCGACUAUCUUAUGCUUCGUCCUCUUUGUUACCUCGGCCCUUUAGCCUACGGAUGCAUAAGGCCAUCAAUGAUGUGCUAUUUUCUGCUAGCUAUGUUCUAGAACAAAGUGCAUAAAGCAAGGUAUCUUUCCGAGGAUCCGAUCAAGGAUUAUAAUAGAUCCCAUUUGCUUGCAGACCAUGAUUUGUACCUCUCGUAUUCUUUUUCCUCCCUGGGCUAGAAGAAAAGUUUCAUACUAAGACAUAGUGUCUGUUUUUGAAAUGCUCUCUUACUUCAACAAUAUAAAAAAAAACAUGAUUGUUUUUGGUGAUAAUUCUCGAAUAUCUACAUUUUGUACUAUAUUAGUACUUUAUAUAGAAAAAUUUAGAUUGACAAAGCAUUGGUGAGGAUGUCUUUUUAUAAUCGUGGCCAUGUUUCCAAAUUUCAAGCAUGUCUAUUACCUUAUUUGGUGUUGUAUGGAACUUCAUUGUUGUUGCUGAUGACAGCGCAGCAAAAUGGCAGGUAAUGUCUUUUGGGACCAUCUGCUGAAACGUUUGAGGCAUUGUUAUGAGUCCUUCCCGGAUUUCCCGACGCUCCAGCUCUGCUUCUUCGGUUUCUUGUCAUUGCUGCUGUAGACAGGACUUGUAGACCUUGCUUGGUGGUCUCUUUCUUCAUCCCUAGCAAGCCCAUGAACCACCCCAAUGCCCCAGGAGUGCAAGGUAGAACCUAUGAUGCCUACAUAAUACUAGCCAUGUCUUCUCUGUCACAGUAAGGAAAUGAAAGAUCGUACUUCUGAACUAAAUUUCUCUCA
Messenger RNA from Punica granatum (pomegranate), 3059 nucleotides. The record is from RefSeq and is a predicted model, not a curated record. Lineage: Eukaryota; Viridiplantae; Streptophyta; Magnoliopsida; Myrtales; Lythraceae.